AAAAAUAAUAAAAAGAUUAGAAAAAUAGCAGAGGGAAGAGCGCCCUCUCUCACCAGCUGUUUGCCUUUAUUGCCUUUGUUCUUAACGAGGAACUUCGAUUCGCUCCAAAUUCCACCGCCGACCCGGCCCGGCCCGACCCGAGCCCGACCCACUUCCCAGUGACCCCUGCUUAUAUGUUUUUGAAGAAGUUUGAAGCUUUGUGGAAGAACCCUUUUUGGUUUUUCUUUCUUUCUUGGGGUUUACUAUGGCUGAAGAGAUCUGUCUCUUCACAAAGGAUACCCUAAUUAUAAAGCCUCCGAAGAGACCUCCGGCUUCAUUACGGAUGUUAGUAUUGAUAUUCGCUAUGGUCUGUGGCGUAUAUAUUUUCUCCGUAUGUUUAAAGCAAACAAACAUUCACACAAAUACGAAGUUCCUUAAAGUCGAAGUCGGUAAUCAGAGGCGUUGUCUCGAUAAUUCUAUCGAUAGAUCUCAAAUCCCGUACUUGCACUACCCAAAUCCUGUCUCGUUUAACAGAAAUGAAUGUGCGUGUAAUCCCGUUCGGCUUUUCGCUAUUCUGUCGAUGCAAAGAUCGGGAAGCGGUUGGUUUGAGACUCUAUUGAAUAGUCACACUAACGUGAGCUCUAAUGGCGAGAUAUUUUCGGUUAAAGAGAGACGGAGUAACGUUUCUUCGAUCUUUUCGACUCUCGAUACAGUUUACAAUUUGGAUUUGUUUACUAGUGCUUCCAAGAAUCAUUGCUCCGCUGCAGUUGGCUUCAAAUGGAUGCUUAAUCAGGGGUUAAUUGAGCACCACAAAGAAAUUGCGGAAUAUUUCAACGAGAGGGGCGUUUCGGUAAUUUUCCUAUUCCGGAGGAAUCUUUUGCGUCGGAUGGUUUCGGUUCUUGCUAAUUCUUACGACCGUUAUGCUAAACUCCUCAACGGGACCCACAAAUCCCACGUGCACUCACACGAAGAGGCUGAUACACUUUCUAAGUAUAAACCGGUAAUCAAUUCGACAUCACUAGUGAUGGAUCUAAAGCUUAUGGAGAAGAUGGUUUUGGACGCGUUGGAUUAUUUCAGUAGCACAAGACACAUUGUUCUUUAUUACGAAGAUCUUAUUAAAAAUCCAACUAAACUAAGGGAAGUGCAAGAAUUUAUGGGAGUGCCGAAAAUGGAGUUAACGAGUCGACAAGUGAAAAUACAUAAAGGUUCGUUAUCGGAGCAUAUAAAAAACUGGGACGAUGUUAACAGAAUUCUCAGAGGAACGUCUUACGAGGUUUUUCUACAUACUGACUACACUAGUUAGAUAUCUAUCUAGUUGAUCAAUGCAAUAUGUUGAUCUUCAUCUUGGUUUUUUUUCCCCCUUAAUUUAAUGUUCAUCUUUUGUUAUUUUACUUAGGUUUUUUUUUUUUUUUUUUUUUUUUAAAUGUAUAGGUCUGUAAUUUAUGUAAGGACAAUGCCAAUGUAAUGUGACAUUUGAAAGGAAUUUUGGUAUUUUGCCUUUUCAAAA
Molecule: messenger RNA, 1486 nt
Organism: Erythranthe guttata (spotted monkey flower)
Lineage: Eukaryota; Viridiplantae; Streptophyta; Magnoliopsida; Lamiales; Phrymaceae
Molecular function (GO): sulfotransferase activity
Source: RefSeq, a predicted model, not a curated record